Echinococcus granulosus is the source of this 243-nucleotide messenger RNA. RefSeq lists its product as hypothetical. NCBI's taxonomy places the organism in Eukaryota, Metazoa, Platyhelminthes, Cestoda, Cyclophyllidea, Taeniidae. The record is from RefSeq and is a predicted model, not a curated record. Bases 1 to 243 code for a protein of 80 amino acids. The transcript is spliced from 3 exons.
AUGCAACCACUGGUUGACUUGCGUGUCACAAUCACGUAUGGUAUGGAAGCAUCGUUUGUCGUUGGAGAAGGAAUUGGAAAUCGUGUUCAGGGCACUCCACAUGUCACACCUCCAUUUCCCAAACACCGUGAUGUUAUAUUUGCAGAAGUGGCAAAAUUUUUACAGACAGACAGGAUGAGGUCAAAGGGGCGUUUAAAUUUUAGAAAACAUGUACACAAUGAAGACUUUUACGAACAAUAUUAA